GCUGCUCCCUGGACAUCAGAGAUGCACGGCAGGGAGACACGGGGACAUACUUCUUUAGGGUGGAGAGAGGGCCUUUUGUGAAAUAUAGUUAUUCUGAGGACAAGCUCCACCUGCAUGUAACAGAUAAGGAUGGUGUCAAGGAGAGGACACACAGACACAGGGGCCCUGAGGGCCCCCAGGGCAGGGCUGGGAGGGGACCCCCUGUCUUCUCAUCCUGGGAGGGGCCCAAGGGGACCUAGGAGGACAGGCCGCUGCGGCUGGCCUGGGGCAGAGACAGCUCUGAGGGGCACACUCGGGGCCCCCCAUCCAGGGCCUGGGUCUGUUUCUCUCUCCUCUUCAGCUCUGACACAGACACCCGACAUCCACGUCCAGGGGACCCUAGAAUCUGGCCUCCCCAGGAAUAUCACCUGUGCAGUGCCAUGGGCCUGUGAGAGGGGGACACCCCACACCUUCUCCUGGACCGGGGUUGCCCUCCCUUCCCUGCACCCCAAGGGCCCCCACUCCUCGGUGCUCACCCUCACCCUGGGGCCCCAGGACCACGGCACCAACCUCACCUGUCGAGUGACCUUCCCCGGAGCUGGUGUGAGCGCAGACAGAACCAUCAGGCUCAACGUGUCCUAUGCUCCACAGAACCUGGACAUUCGUGUCUUCCGGGGAAAUCGCACAGGCUCCGUGUCUCACCCAAUCGUCCCCGGGACUCAAGAUCCUGGGCAACGCCACCUCCCUUCGAGUCGUGGAGGGCCAGUCCCUGCGCCUGGUCUGUGUUGUCGACAGCAACCCACCCACCAGGAUAAGCUGGGCCCGUGGGUGCCUGACAGUGAGCCCCUCACAGCCUUUGGGUCCUGGGGUCCUGGAGCUGCCCCACGUGGUCUUAGGGGAUGGAGGAGAAUUAACCUGCCAAGCUCAGCACCCGAGGGGCUCCCUCCGUGUCUCCCUGAACCUAGUUGUACAGGGUGUCUCCUCUUCCUUCUCCCAAGUCUCUGGGGAGCGGAGAGAGGGCUCCUGGCCCCUGGUCCUCACGUUGCUCAGGGGGGCCCUGAUGGGGGCUGGUUUCCUUCUCACCUAUGGCCUCACCUGGAUCUACUAUACCAGGUGCAGAAACUCACAAGGGAAUAGGCUUGAGAGGUGUGACUGAGUUCCCUUCUUCACAGUGGUGCUUCAGAGGUCUAUGAACAAGGAGGUCCCGGGUGACUUGAACCUGCUUCCCUUCCAGAAAUAACAUCUCUUCACAUCUGGCCUCCAGGUUUCUUCCUGAUAGUUCUACAUGAGUGGUUGUGAGGGCAAGGAGGAAAUAGAUAUUUUUAUUAUUAAAUUGAACUGUGCUCCGUGUAACAUGUUUUCUUCUCUGUGCUUAUACCUUAGCAUGGUUUUGAUAUGCCCAUAGCGCGACCCAUAAUAUAUUGUUCUAAAUCCCAUGAUAUAGUAUUUUUUAAAGUUAAUUUGAAAGAGAUUUUUUUAAUUAGAACAAUUAACUAUUUUAUAUUUAUCCGCAUAUGAACCAUUUCAAUUGCUCUUCAUCCCUUUGUUGUAAAAAUAAAAUCCCCUAAGGAAAAGUAAAAAUAAGAGGGAUUCCCUGUGGAAAGAACAUAUUUAGAAAAUGGACCUGGUGUGGCUACCAGGUACCCCCAAUAAAAUGGAGCCAGGCAAUCGUGACAGACCUAGGGUUCAGUCAGGUACUCUGAGUUCUUAGAAAAACCACGAACGAAAACUAUAAGGACUUCUGAUUGUGCUAAGGAUCCUACCUGAAAAACCCCUAAGGAGAUGCUCCAGUGACAGCCAUCAUUGGAAAGUUCUGGUCAGGCUGCAGUGACUUGCGGUCAGGCUGCAAGGGCCAUCCAGUCCCCUUUUAUAAGUCUCCCAACUGUGGCUUCUUUGGCUUGUGCUUUCAAACACCCCUCACCCCUUCACCUCCAAGGAACGUACUUUUGGUUACAGCCAAAGGCUUCUUACCCCUGGUUUGCAAACCUUGCAAACAAUAAAGCUGUCCUUUUGCAUUAAGA
Molecule: messenger RNA, 2000 nt
Organism: Globicephala melas (long-finned pilot whale)
Lineage: Eukaryota; Metazoa; Chordata; Mammalia; Artiodactyla; Delphinidae
Product: sialic acid-binding Ig-like lectin 14
Biological process (GO): cell adhesion
Cellular component (GO): plasma membrane
Molecular function (GO): sialic acid binding
Source: RefSeq, a predicted model, not a curated record